CAAACCGCCAAAAUAUCGUCUGUCAACAUUGCCUUGUCUUGUUCGAGUUUUUGUCUUUAAUAGUUUUUCUUCAUUCUUAAAAGUUAUUGAUUUUGUUCGCUUUAUAAAAUAAAAAUAAUGUCGAUUACCAUUGAAGUAAAUAGUGGUAAAAUCAAAAAAGAUAGACAACAGCUGGACAUGCAUUUCUUGCCGGCAAACAUCAAGGGUAACGGCGAGGCCAAUGUGGAGCAGUACUUUUCAGCUUAUACUCGUAAAGAGAAUGGCUUCCUUACAAAUGCUUUGCGCGGAUAUCCUCUGCAGGGAGAGAUAAAAAAGGUUCCAGCAAAUAUUACGGGUGUUGUCUUACAGGAGACCCGCAAACCAUUGGACGAGGAAGCUGAACGCAUACUGAGAGUUAAGGGCACAUUUGAGGAGUUCACAUAUUGGAAUUAUGAUAAAAUUCCUUCGGCUUCGGAUGGUUAUACUCAAGCCCUGCAAAUUGUACAAUUAGCUGAUGUGUUGUCUGAAACAAUAUCAGAGGAGGAAGUUCUCAAGGAAUUAAAAGCAAAUGGAAAAUAAUGAGUUACAGUUCUAUCCUUGUUUUAGUAUUUUGUAUGUAUUCCAAAUCCUAAUUUAUAAAAUAGAUUGCUGUUCUAGAGUAGUUUUACGUAAAAAGAAAUACGCACCAUUCUACUCAUUGAUCACUCUAAGCCUUUCUGCUGGAAGUCAAGGUACGACUAUUAGAGCCUUUCAACACCUAUUAUAAGCCCCCAAUGGUCUUCUAUAUUAAGCCCUUAAAAUUAACUACUACAUUUUUUAUCGAAACAUCGACUCGACUGACUAUGAAUUUGGCACCUUUAGAUUUCAGCUUGGACGAGUUAUUUGCUAUUUUGCAUUUUUUUGAGGCAGUCAUAUUUUUUAAGUUGGUAGCUGCUUAAGUACAAAAUAUAUAUUUAAGUCUUUAAUACAGUACCCCAUUUCUGUUAGUAUGUAAAAAUAUUAUUCAAAUAAACUAGAAAAUUUAUUUUC
Molecule: messenger RNA, 1008 nt
Organism: Musca domestica (house fly)
Lineage: Eukaryota; Metazoa; Arthropoda; Insecta; Diptera; Muscidae
Exons: 3
Coding region: 118-558 (146 amino acids)
Biological process (GO): RNA catabolic process
Cellular component (GO): ribonuclease H2 complex
Source: RefSeq, a predicted model, not a curated record